CUUAAAUUCAGCAAUGAAGAUCAACAGCAACAGAGACAAAUGUGGUAACAGAGGAUAGAUUUGGAAACAAAUUACGACAACAAAAACAAAACAAAACAAAACAAUUGGAUCAUUCACAUCAUCAUCAUUAUCAUCUUAAAAUACAAACUUCAUCAUUUAAUUUAAUCCCAAUAUAAUUAUCUUUUUCAAAAUCCUUGAAAUCCAAAUCCGAAAAUUUUGCCAUUUCUACAAAUAAUCACACCAUUAUCUGCAAUUUCUUCUCAAUUUUAGAAACACCCACAUAUGAAUACAAUACAUGAUUAUUAUGGUAACAAUGAUGCGUUGUUACAAUGUCGCAUUCAACACCAUCAUCAAUGAUGUUUUAACCUCUGAUCAUAGUUGUUUUGUUCUUUUCUCUAUACACCCACCAUCUUUUCUCAAGUUUGGUGGCAUUGUUUCAUAACAAUACAAGAAAAAGUUUUGUUUUUGUGCUGAAUUCUACUCAUAAGAGGUGAUGGGUCGUUGCCCUUGUUUUGGGUCUAGAAAGAAAGGGAAAGGGAAGAACCUUAAUGAUCAAGAAGAAGAAAAAAACAACCUUAAAUCUGUUGAAACUCCCUCUUCUAGAAGAUCUGUAGAACAGAAACCAGAGUUGCUUAAAGAAAACACAGAACAGAAACCAGAAGCCAUACCGACGGUGAAUACCGACAAUUCUGAUAAGGCUCGGACAUUUACCUUCAGAGAGCUCGCGACAGCAACAAAAAAUUUUAGGGAUGAAACCUGUAUUGGUCAAGGUGGAUUUGGAACUGUUUACAAAGGAAAGAUAGAUGGCAUUAGUCAGGUUGUAGCUGUUAAAAGACUUGAUACAACCGGUGUCCAAGGAGAGAAAGAAUUUCUAGUGGAGGUUCUCAUGCUUUCUCUUCUACACCAUCCUAACCUUGUUAGUAUGAUUGGUUACUGCGCCGAAGGAGAUCAACGACUUCUCGUAUAUGAAUACAUGCCAAUGGGAUCUUUAGAAUCUCAUCUCCAUGAUCUUUCACCGGAUAAAGAACCGCUAGAUUGGAAUAAGAGAAUGUUGAUAGCGGCUGGGGCAGCAAGAGGAAUAAAUUAUCUGCACCAUGAAGCAAAGCCUACUGUUAUAUACAGAGAUGUGAAAACAUCUAAUAUACUAUUGGAUGAAGGAUUCCAUCCAAAGCUUUCUGAUUUCGGGCUUGCGAAAUUCGGUCCGACUGGAGACCAAUCAUAUGUUGCUACUAGAGUAAUGGGAACACAUGGUUAUUGUGCACCUGAGUAUGCAACUACUGGAAAAUUAACAAUGAGAUCUGAUAUAUAUAGUUUUGGAGUUGUGUUAUUGGAGCUAAUUACCGGACGUAGAGCUUAUGACGAUACUCUUGAGCAUGACAAGCAUCUUGUUGAUUGGGCACGCCCAAUGUUCAGAGACAGAAGGAGUUAUCCAAAAUUAGUAGAUCAUCGUUUGCAAGGUCACUACCCUAUAUCUGGUCUAAGGAUGGCCGUUGAAAUGGCAAGCAUGUGUCUUCGAGAAGAGCCACGUUAUCGGCCUGAUGCAGGCGAUAUAGUACUAGCCCUAGAUUACUUGUCAUCCAAGCAAUAUGUUCCAAAAGGAUCUGGAGCAGUUAGCCCGGGAUCAAUGGAUAUCGACGACUCCCCAAAAGAAGCAUCUAUGAUUUUGCCUAAAGACUUGCUAAGAGAGCAAGCUGUCGCAGAGGCUAAACAGUGGGGUGAGACAUGGAGAGAAAAGAGAAGACAAAGUGGCCAAACUAGUCCUGAGGGAUUAAGAGGGUAAUUUUUUUUCUUUCUAUUCUCUUGUAGAUUCAACAUAGAAAUGCAGGAGGAAGAAAAAUGAAGUUCUUUGAUGCAGAUUAGAAAGUGGCUUGUGUCAACAAAGGUAUAAUUGUAGCUAAAUAAACUAGGUUGGUGGCCAGCAAUUCUUUUAGAAGUGUUGUUUAGGCACUUGUGAACAUGAGGUUUUUUAGUAUUUAUGGGUUGGUGCAUUAAGAUAUGCUUUUUUAUCAAUAUUUUCUAUGUUCCAACAUACUUAGAAAACACUUUUUCCUUUUUCUUUUUAUUUCAUUUUUAACAUAAAAUAGAUAGCAAAUUGAUGACAUUGCAUUGCUGAAUUUUACUCUUGUGUUAAUAUGAGACAUUUAAUCUCAAGUUUGAAGUUUCCAGUUGAAGUUCUUUUCAAUUAUAGAGACCAUAGUGGCUAGUGGGUGUUUACAAAAAUAUGGAGGCUGAAGGAAUUGAUACCAUUGUUGCUUUCAACAUUUUAGUGAUAUGUACAAAAAUGUUCAAAUAGAGGGUUAAAUAUAUUUUUAGCUGUAAAUUAUUACUGUUCAA
Molecule: messenger RNA, 2334 nt
Organism: Trifolium pratense (red clover)
Lineage: Eukaryota; Viridiplantae; Streptophyta; Magnoliopsida; Fabales; Fabaceae
Product: serine/threonine-protein kinase PBS1-like
Exons: 5
Coding region: 494-1780 (428 amino acids)
Biological process (GO): protein phosphorylation
Molecular function (GO): protein kinase activity; ATP binding
Source: RefSeq, a predicted model, not a curated record